This is a messenger RNA of Esox lucius (northern pike), 1869 nucleotides long. It is a transcript of the gene ppp1r42, whose product is annotated as protein phosphatase 1, regulatory subunit 42. NCBI's taxonomy places the organism in Eukaryota, Metazoa, Chordata, Actinopteri, Esociformes, Esocidae. Gene Ontology annotation, molecular function: protein binding. The record is from RefSeq and is a predicted model, not a curated record. The coding region runs from base 403 to 1413 and encodes 336 amino acids. The transcript has 10 exons.
CCGGAAAUCAACAAACGAGUGUGAACGUGCACCUUACUCCGCAUAUUUAGUGUAUUUUCAUAUGAAAUUAUACUACAGAGUCCCUAGGGCUCAGCUGAUCUUGGUGAUGCCCCCAGUGGAGAUCUCAUCUCAAUCGAUCAGACCGAGACUCUUCGUGUCAACUCGGCCUCCCUCAGUACCAUGAGAUCAAGGGUAGAAAAGACCUGCUGUCACACUCUCAUCUGUGUGUGUGUGUGUGUUUGUUUUUCUCACAGCAGAAGUGUGUCCAUACCCCAGUAACUGCACAGAAGUGGAAAAGGAAUGACGUCUUGCCCAUGACAGCCAGGGGAUUUUGAAUGUCCUUUCUGGUGGUUGUGUGAACGCAUGGCUGAAGCUGAAAAGGCUCCACUCUGACGUGCCAUCAUGGUCCGCCUCACCACGGAUCUGAUUGCCAAAUCCUGCAACCAUUUCAAACACAGGAGAAGCUCCUUCCCACAAUAUCUCAAGAAACUCACUCACCUGAACUUCUCCAAUAAAAACAUAGAAGAAAUUGACGAUCUCUCCAUGUGUCAAAACCUCACCGUCCUCUACUUGUAUGACAACAACAUCACCCGGAUCUGCAACCUGGGCUUUGCCUCCAACCUCUCCCAUCUGUACAUGCAGAACAAUAACAUCAGUCACAUAGAGAACCUCUCUGGCCUGAAGAAGCUCUCUAAACUUUACCUUGGGGGAAACAGCAUCACUGUGUUGGAGGGGUUAGAGGAGCUGGUAGAGCUGGAGGAGCUCCACUUGGAAGGCCAAAGACUACCCUGCGGAGAGAAGCUGCUCUUUGACCCCAGGACUCUCCUCUGCCUUGCUGAAUGUUUGACUGUCUUAAAUAUCAACAAGAACAACAUAGAUGAAAUCAGAGACCUUGCCGUUCUAAAGAAACUUACACAUUUCUUUGCUGCAGAAAACCAACUACAGGACAUGCAGGAGUUGGAGGAGGUGUUAAGCCAAUGGCCGCAACUGCGUCGAAUGGAUUUGAGUGGAAAUCCUGUCUGCUGCAAACCCAAGUACAGAGACAAUCUGAUCACUGUGUGCCUGGGACUGGACGAACUCGACGGGAAGGAAAUCACAGAGUUGUCCAGGCAGUUCCUGAUUAACUGGAAAGCUUCAAGAGAGGCAAAGAAGAAACUGAAGGAUGAAAGAAUCAUGAGCGGGCCGUUCACCUAUCCCUUUACUGCAGACUUAAACAUGGCUCCCCAUCCUUCAUACAACGAUGACCACGCCAACUUCCUGGACCAGAAGAAGCCUCUGGAGGGUUGGCGAUCCAAUGGGGAGGUCUGCUCAGAGCACCCGCUACUAGACCGCAGAAGAAUGAGGCCACGGAACGUGAAGAUGGCUGUUAGCACAGGCCUGCUUAGAGAUGUGGACGACUCUGCUAACGUUUGACACCCCAGCUCCACCAACACACACACACGCACGCACACACACACACACCCAAACACACCAGUGACACUCUAACAGCUCCACCAACACACACUCCUACGACCCUGUCAGCCCCGAACCUAACCAUUACAGACUGCCACUUCUGUCACCACACAUCAUGAGCAGACCGUGGCUCAGUAGGAAAGACUAGUGUGGUUCUGCCAGGACAGAUGAUCUGCAGUAGAACCACUUUAAGGUUAGAAUAUAGAAAUACACUUUUUGGCUGUUGAACUGAUUUGACUCUCUGAAAGUGUAGUCAGAUAUUAAGUCUUGCGGUGACAUUUAUUUUUAGCUUUCAAAUAUUUUUGUUAAAUAUUUUUGUUGUUUCUAUUUUGAUGUUUGUGUGUACCUGAGCUAUCUUGAUAAGACUUUUAAGAUACCUGGAUUUUAUGUUGUAAGGUUUUACAGUGCAAGAUUGAA